CAAAUAAGCCUAAUCGGCACGCCUGUUAAAGUUAAUGAAACGUUAUUGCUAAAUUAAAUACUGUCGGAUAAUUACAAUUUACACAAGAAAACAUGAUAGUCAGACAUUUAGCAUUUAGAUAUUUUAAGUGGAGUAAAAAUACAGUUAAAAGGAGAGUAAAAAUACUAAUUUUAGAUAUUAUCAAGUUGAUGUUCAAAUUAUUAAGUUAAUUCCAUAAUAUUUCACUUAAUACAACUGCAGAGGUUUUUGGUUAUUGAAGGUCACAUAGAACACACUACAGUGUAUUAAAGAAUCCUCCAGAUAAAGUCUCUGAGCCUCUAAACCUGAGUGUUGUAAGGGCUGAGUAGCCCGAUGCUACAUGAGCAACACAUGUAGUCUGUGGGUGUCAAGAACGUCUGCUUAAAAACAUCAUCAAAACCCUAACUGGCCUCAAAACAGCUUAGAGCUGAGAACAUCAAUCGAUAAGGUAUAUGCCAGAAAAUAAAUCUUCAACUAUUCUAACAGAUGACAACUUCCUUAAACUAUUAAAAUGUUAAAAAAAAAAAAAACAACGCGGUUUUCAGAUUCUCAGUUGAGGGUGUUCACUUCUUCUGAAGGUAUCAAACUGAAUAUCUGUGGUGAGAAAAAAAAGUAAUAUAUUGGAAUAUGUUGUCUUUGGAUUUGGAAAGAUGUGUUUGUUGUUGUUGUUUUAUCAUUUUCUGACAUUUAAUGGGGAUUUAUCAAGAUAGUAAUCAACAAAUUAAUCAAUAACAGAAAAAAAAGAUUAGUCACAGCCCUAAAACAACAGAUUUCUCUCUGUAUUUGUAUUGUAUUCUAUAGCUGACAAGACUUCUCCAAUGCCUGUAUUUGUUUGUUUGUUUGUUUGUUUGUUUGGGUUUCUUUUUUUAUAAAUAGCAGAAUGUAGGUAAAAUCAACACAUUGUAGGCCCACCUUUGUGUGUAGUUUGCAACAACUUUACAUGGAGAAAUCCAUGAUCAUGUUUCAGACGUUUUUACACCGUCUUAAUCAAAACAUCCAUUAUAGUGGACAUGGGGAACAUGUAAAAAAUUUAGCCUCAUGUUAACAUGAGAGAGAGAACAAAACUGGAAGAAACGUGUGUAGUGGAAAAGGGUUAAGCUAUGUCAUGGACCAAAUAGCAUCAAUAAUAUAUAUAGAGAGAGAGGUUUAUAACAGCCUACCGUUUUGCACAGAGAAGGCCUGUAUGCAUCACAUUCGGAUAAAAGCUGAGUCAUGUUUUGCUUGACUCUGUGUACUUGAAUAUCAAUUUGAAUGUCAAAUGAUAUUUUAAUAGCUACUGCAAGUGCAUCUUUUGCAUUGUGGCCGUCAGACGACAUGACUGUGGACUUAAACCUGAAUUGCUCACGGUUGGGUUGUGUUUUUAAUCAAGAACAACCUGCUGGAAACGACUAUCAGUGUGUGUGUGUGUGUGUGUGUGUGUGUGUGUGUGUGUGUGUGUGUGUGUGUGUGUUUAAUUUGUGUGUACAGUGAAUAAGCCUGAGGUAACACCUUGUUUAUCUUCACUUUAAAGGUGGGGCGUUACUCUACAGGUGCGCUGCCUCAGCUCAGGUACACAGACUGAAGCAUCCUCCCGUUAUACUAGCGUAAAGCAGCUGUUAUGUUCCCACCAUGGAGCGGAUAAAGUGUUUAGGAGGAUGCGUGCUUUCAUUUUUCCUCGCCUUGGUCUUUGAUGUCAUCGGUCUGAUUAUGCUUUUCGUCGGCAUAUUCGCCAACGUGCGCAUCGGCGGCCGUUUUUAUGGCGACUUCUUGAUCUACACCGGCUCUCUGAUCAUUUUCAUCAGCCUGGCCUUCUGGCUCAUGUGGUACGUGGGGAACAUCAAGGUGUCGGAGGACGACGGCUUGAAGAAGAGGAGCAGCAUCGUGCAGCUGGCCAGGAAACUCUCCGAGAGGUUAAGCCAGACGCUGAAAGGGGAGUCACGGCCGAAAUAUACCGAGGGUGACGACGGCAGCCAGGUUGGAUCACCUCCACACAAAUCCGGCCGGGUGACAUGGGGAAGAUCCACAGCCUACGACAACAAAGGGUUUGAGAACUAUGAGGACUCCCCUGCCGUGGAGAAGAAGAUAGAAACACAUCAUGCAGAAAAGAUCUGAACUCUGAUGACACGGAAGGGUACUUUCAUAUAACAAUACUCAUGUAAUGUUUUAAAUGUGGCCAUGUCUGAUUUGAUAGCUUCAUUAACUAUAUUUGCUGCUUCAGGGACUUUAUGAAGGGUACACUGCAAACAAGAUUAGGAUUGUGGACAGCUUUCUCAGCCAAAAGGACAUGGAUGAAAGGACACUGUGAUAUAAUGUUAAAAUGUUCAUGUACAGGGCUGUAGCCAGGAUUUUAGGCACCUCAAUGCCCUCCCCCAUCAGAACACUGCCACCCGUCACAAUUUAUUUAUUUUUAUUUUUAUUUUUUAGGAACACUUUAUCCCACACAUCUGUAGUUUUCUGGAAAGAUUUUGGUACUACUGAUAAGGUAAAUGGAGGCUGUUUGAUUAUUGUCCUCUCAAUCAUCUAAGUUAUUUAUGUUAUCAAAGUUAUUCCAACUUAGUGAGUCUUUUAGUCACAGCAGGUCAGAUGAACAUGGAAAAACUUUGAAUUGGUCCAUAGGCAUACAUGUGGAAUUAAGUUUCCCCCUAAUUACUACCAACCUACUGUACAUAGAAACAUCUAAGUAACUUAUGUUGAAAUUGUGGGCUUGGAAAAAAGCAACAUUUUUUUAUUCAUUGAACUGUUCAGCUGAAUUUUAUGUACAUUUUAUUUCCAAGGUCUAAAUGAUUUAAAAGUUUUCUCCACACUAUAGGCGAGGCUGGGUUACCAACCACUACAAAGAGCUCUAGACUCUUAGAAGCCAAAAGUGCCCACAUUCAAUUAGAUUAUUGCAAUCUAAUUAAUUACAAAUGUUUUAUUUAAUUUUAUUUACCACUGACACACAUUAUAAAAUGAUAAUGACCAAAAGGCAACAGUUUUAUUUUUACAUAAUCUUGAGGCCAUGGUCUUGUUUGUAUUUUAAAGGGGCCCCAAGUUAAGAUAGAGUUUUAGGACCGUAGCCUAAAUAUUUCAGCAUAUAUUGUGCUUACAUAGUACAUUUGGCUCUUUUUUUGGUCCAGGUUAAUCCAGCCCUGCUGCAGAAUUAUAAUUCUGGAUACUGAAUCUUUUAUUUCCUUUUUCUUUAUUUGGUCUAAAACAACAUUGAUAUAUUGUCUACAAAAUACAUAAUAAUAUAUGUUUCUAAAAUGCCCACAGUUAUGUACAUUUUGAAAUUAAUUGUAAAAUGAAAUGUUCCUGAUCCUAGAAAGACAAAACAAAAUACAUGACCUCAGUGUCCUCAGUUCUAACUACGGCCCUGUUCAGGUCAGCCUGCAGUACCAGACCACAGUUUGCCAUCUCAGAAAGGCUGUCAUGCCCAUCCAACAGCUUGAUAUGUUCCCUUGUUGAUUGUCCUAUAUUAUUUCAGCUUGAUUUUUUUUCCCCACAAAUGCUUUGCCACGUGUUCAAAAUACAUUUCUCAUAUCUUUUACAUGUUGUGCCUGCUACCACGCAGAUGGAGAUAAGUCACGUCAUGUUUGCCCUUUGAGUUGCUGUCAAAGCAACACAAACACUGGUCAGACUGGUUUGUCGCAGUGUUGUGGUGUUGAUUGAACAAGCCUGAAAAUCCUCCACAGAGGGCCAUGUGUAACUGGGGACCCUGCAUAAUGACAUAUUGUAUGUCCACUAGGAUGUAUGUAGUAUCUCUACUCAUCACAUUUUGGGAGCAGGUGCCUGAGCCACUGAGCCACAAAGUGGAGUCACAAUAAUGGCACACCUUAUGCAAAUGUCACAGCCCUGCCUGCGUUUUGUUUAUUGCAACUGAAAUGGCUUCUAACAUUUAAAGAGCUAGCAUGACUGGCAGCUCAAAGCACUUCAAACAAACUCAUGACAAUGUUACAGUCAAUAAAACAUAAUUCCCCUCUGCUGUGUACACCUGCGAUGGCAGGCAGGACAGUGAGUCAAAGCCGCCGAGCAGAGACAAAUAGUGGCAGCUUGACUGGUCAAACAAGCUGCACACAGAGAAGUUUCCAUUACGUGUAUUUCCUCUUUGUGACAGUCACUUCACAAAAGGUGCCGUUAUUGUGGUGAGGCAUGAACCGUGGAUUAUUAAAUAUUUAGGGAGGGCUUGAAUGCAGUGUAUCCACCCUGCAGAGAUGCUCCCUAGUUUAAUAUAAAGGGUGAAUUUAUUCCUGGGGUAAAUCUCUGAACUCAGUGGGAGUGAAGUCAAGAGGAAGCUUUGAAGCAUCUGAUAAAAGAUGCAACACACUGAUGCAGCCCCGAAUCACUUUGGUGUCAUUAACUGAACAAAAAGAUCAGGGGGGCCCCAAUUAAUUAUAGCCGGCUUAUCACUGUGUAAACACGAGCUCAAUGGCGGCUGAUUGCGAAAUAUAUGUGCAUAAAUCUGUGGUGCUGGUUACAGACAAUGAGCCGAUGUGUCACAUUAAAGGUGCAAAACAAGUCAGCCCUGCAAAGGAAUGAAGAUGGACUGUAGGGCUUUCAGCUGCUGCUAAUGAGCAACACAACCCAUUGUUGUGGUUGGAUACCAGUCUUGUGCUAUGAAAGAAAUGCAAGGCGUGCUGAAACAGAAUGAUUCAGAGGAUAGGAAAGCAGUUUUCUGGAGAGACUUGCUGUCACUCCUGCCAGACCUUCAGACGACAUCCACCUGUCCGUCUCACCUGGCGCUGCUAUGGAGCAGAAAAAGUGCAGCGACCUCUUCUUAUCACUGGCUGUGAUUCUUGACAUCAUUGGCCUCUGCCUCUUCUUCAUUGGGAUCUUUGCACCUUUGAGCUUCUGGGACUUUUUUGUGUUCUCCGGACCUUUGCUGAUCUUCCUCAGCCUAAUCUUCUGGAUAUUCUGGUACCUGGGGAGCCUCACUGUGACUGAGGAGGAGCUCAACUUGACCAAACCAGACAUACUGUGACAAUAGUAUGAGUACAACUGGACUGAAUCGGCGCUGGCCGAGCCACUGGACUCCUUCAGCCCAGCAACAUGAUGAGGAGGAGGGGGCUGGCAGGACACACAGAAGCAGAAGCUUCAUCAAAAAUCAUGAAUUUGUGGACCUGUGGCUCUCCUUGAGGUUUUGCCUCAGUGAAGGAUAUGUGAUAAAACUAAAUCCAGGCACGACCAGGAACACAUUUGACUAAUCCCAGGAGAUAAAAAAACUGCAUUCCACCCUUUGACUUGAGGGUGAAAACAACUUGUCAUGUUGUUUAUGGACAGCAGUGAUUCCUGGACUUUGUCAGAGUUGGAAAAUGUAUUUCUCAGCACUUUCAUUGGGAGAAGGAAAAAUUGUACCAUGAUGAUACUGUAUGCCUUAUUUAUGUCAUUAUUAUCAACUGUGCACAGUAUGAGUUGAUAAUUAUAUUUCAACAUGUCCCUGCACAACUGUGUAAGACAGAAAUGCUAUUGAAAUUAACAACUAAACAUGCUUUAAAAUGA
Messenger RNA from Epinephelus fuscoguttatus (brown-marbled grouper), 5472 nucleotides. RefSeq names its product transmembrane protein 238 (gene tmem238l). NCBI's taxonomy places the organism in Eukaryota, Metazoa, Chordata, Actinopteri, Perciformes, Serranidae. The transcript has a single exon. Bases 1627 to 2109 code for a protein of 160 amino acids. The record is from RefSeq and is a predicted model, not a curated record.